Molecule: messenger RNA, 450 nt
Organism: Sodiomyces alkalinus F11
Lineage: Eukaryota; Fungi; Ascomycota; Sordariomycetes; Glomerellales; Plectosphaerellaceae
Product: DUF718-domain-containing protein
Exons: 2
Coding region: 1-450 (149 amino acids)
Molecular function (GO): racemase and epimerase activity, acting on carbohydrates and derivatives
Source: RefSeq, a predicted model, not a curated record
AUGUGGUCACCGUCGAGUGCAGCCGAGCGCGCGGCCAAGGAGGCCGAACAACAACGUCAAAACACCACGUCGGCCACCGCGCCUUGGAGGCAGAAGAACUCCGGCCGUCGCAUCGCGCAGAUCAUCAGGCUCAAGCCCGAAUUCGUGGACAAGUACAAGGAGGUGCACGCCCAAGUCUGGCCCGAGGUGUUGAAGCAGACCAAGGAGUGUAAUAUCGAGGACUACAGCAUCUUUCAUGAUUCCGAGACGGGAAUUCUCUUCGCGACCAUGAAGUACGUUGGCUACGACUACGCGGGCGAUAUGGAGCGCAUGAGGGAGAAUCCGAAGGUUCGCGAGUGGUGGGCCAUGACGGACAGUUUUCAGGAGUCCCUGGUCCCGGGCGCCACGAGCAGCGAGGCUGGCGAGCCCUCGUGGUGGAAGCCGCUAGAAGAGGUCUUUUAUCAGGCGUAA